Molecule: messenger RNA, 2655 nt
Organism: Rhinopithecus roxellana (golden snub-nosed monkey)
Lineage: Eukaryota; Metazoa; Chordata; Mammalia; Primates; Cercopithecidae
Gene: ZNF302
Product: zinc finger protein 302
Exons: 5
Coding region: 284-1486 (400 amino acids)
Biological process (GO): negative regulation of transcription by RNA polymerase II
Molecular function (GO): DNA-binding transcription repressor activity, RNA polymerase II-specific
Source: RefSeq, a predicted model, not a curated record
GAUUCUGGGAAAUGUGGUUCGGCCGUGGGUGCACGAGGUCAGUCCCGCGAUAACCUCAGGGCUGGAGGCAGAUUCCAAGCUAAGGAACGGUUUGGGGCAGUGUCGUUCCCGGAGGUCGGCGGCUGUUACCUGCUCACCAGCUACGCGGCGCGUCAGGUCCACGGAGACGCGAGCUCCGGGCGCCUGCGGGGACGGUGAGGCCCUGCUGAGGACUCCGGACACUGCCCAUCUAAGAUAAGAGCCUGGAAAGGGGACUCUAUUGGCUAUUGGAAAUUGCAGAAUAAUGGCUCAGGUGACAUUUAGUGAUGUGGCUAUAGACUUCUCUCAUGAAGAGUGGGCAUGGCUAGAUUCUGCUCAGAGGGACUUAUACAAGGAUGUGAUGGUCCAGAAUUAUGAGAACCUGGUCUCUGUAGCAGGUCUUUCCGUAACUAAGCCAUAUGUGAUCAUGUUAUUGGAGGAUGGAAAAGAGCCCUGGAUGGUGGAGAAAAAACUGUCAAAAGAUUGGAAAUCAAGAUGGGAAAACAAGGAAUUAUCAACAAAGAAGGAUAUUUACGAUGAAGAUUCACCCCAAACAGUAACAAUAGAAAAAGUUGUAAAACAGCGUUUUGAAUUCUCAAAUUCUAAUAAGAAUUUGGAAUAUAUAGAAUGCAACAAAUUUAGAAGCACCUUUCAUUCAAAGUCUACUCUUUCCGAACCACAAAACAAUUCUGCUGAAGGGAAUUCACACAAAUAUGAUAUAUUAAAGAAGAAUGUAUCAAAAAAGUCAGUUAUAAAAAAUGAGAGAAUCAAUGGUGGAAAGAAACUUUUGAAUUCUAAUAAAAGUAGGGCAGCCUUCAACCAGAGCAAUUCUCUUAUCCUUCCCCAGACUUGUAAUAGAGCUAAAAUCUAUACAUGCAGUGAAUGUGGGAAAGCCUUUGGCAAACAGUCAAUCCUCAAUCGCCAUUGGAGAAUUCAUACAGGAGAGAAGCCCUAUGAAUGUCGUGAAUGUGGGAAGACUUUUAGCCAUGGCUCAUCCCUUACACGACAUCAGAUAAGUCAUAGUGGAGAGAAACCUUACAAAUGUGUUGAAUGUGGGAAGGCCUUUAGCCAUGGCUCAUCACUUACUAACCAUCAGAGCACUCACACUGGAGAGAAACCAUAUGAAUGUAUGAACUGUGGAAAGUCUUUUAGUCGUGUGUCCCUUCUCAUUCAGCAUCUAAGAAUUCAUACGCAAGAAAAACGCUAUGAGUGUCGUAUAUGUGGGAAGGCCUUCAUUCAUAGUUCAUCUCUCAUUCAUCAUCAGAAAAGCCAUACUGGAGAGAAACCUUAUGAAUGUAGAGAAUGUGGGAAAGCUUUCUGCUGUAGCUCACACCUUACUCAACAUCAAAGAAUUCACAGUAUAAAGAAAAAGUUUGAAUGCAACAAAUGUCUCAAAGUCUUUAGUAGCCUGUCAUUUCUUGUUCAACAUCAGAGUAUUCAUACUGAAGAAAAUCCCUUUGAAGUUUAGAAAUGCAGGAAAUCCUUUAACCAGCUUGAAUCACUGAAUAUGCAUUUGAGAAAUCACAUUAGAUUGAAACCCUACGAAUGCAGUAUAUGUGGGAAAACCUUCAGUCAUAGGUCAUCCCUACUUUGACAUCACAGAAUUCAUACUGGAGAGAAACCUUACGAAUGUAUUAAAUGUGGGAAGACCUUCAGCUGUAGUUCAAACCUUACUGUACAUCAGAAGUCAUACUGGAGAAAAGCCAUAUAAUGUAAUGAGUGUGGGAAAGCUUUUAGCAAAGGCUCAAAUCUUACUGCCUAUCAAAGAGUACAUAAUGGAGAGAAACCCAAUAAUGUGGUAAGUGUGGAAAAGCCUUUAGAUCAUAUGAAUCACUAUACAUGUGAGAAAUCUUACAGAAGAGAAACUAUUUGAAGCAGUGUUUAUCAUGGUAAACUUCAUAGAUCCUCCCUUAUUUAACAUCAGAAAAAAUUUAUACUGGGGAAAUGUUGUAUGAAUGUGGUGAAUAUGGGAGACUUUUAGCAAUGAUACAGACAUUUUUAUUUAUCAGAGUUUAUACUGUAGAGAAAUCAUAUGAAGUCAAUAAAUGUGGGAAAGCCUUUGUCAGUAUUAGUCCCUUAAUUGACAUAAGUAUACUCACACUAGGAAAAAACUGUGUACAUGUAGCAAAUGUGGGAAAGACUAUAGGCAAUAGGAAUCUCCUACAAACUCCUACAGGAAAAAAGUAUGAAUGUGGAAAAUUUAGAAAUUGAAGGAAUUCUUCAGUUCCAAGUGCAUCCCUUAUUCUACAGGAAAUAAACUGGAGAGAAAUCUCAUCAUAUAAGAGAUGUAGCAAAGUGUUCACUAAGAGUGUUUAUCUUGCUAGACAUCAGAAGAUGAAUGGUAGAGCAACCUGAAGGAUUUAGAAAUUACAUGUAAAUCUGCAGUGGUGCUAUUUGUAAACAGGAUUCUAUAGGAGAGCAAAUAAACAUAAUUAAGUAUGCAUUUCUUAGAGCAGUAGCUUGCAGUUUCAGUUGAGUUCUACUUAGAAAUUCUUUUUAGCUAGUGGGCAUGUGAAGAUAUUUAGUCACCCAGAGGAGCCAGUAAAUAUUAUAAUGUUAAAAAUUAAAGCUGCAAAAGAAAUAAAAUGGUGUUAAUAAAAGUUUGGUAUCUAAUAAGAUCAUUUUGUAUAUCAUGAA